Anisakis simplex (herring worm) is the source of this 222-nucleotide messenger RNA. The record is from the annotation of a GenBank genome assembly. NCBI's taxonomy places the organism in Eukaryota, Metazoa, Nematoda, Chromadorea, Rhabditida, Anisakidae.
UCUGGCAGAGAGGGCGAGUACGAGAGUCCAAUGACAGGCGCAUGCUCACCGUGCCGUGCCGGGCAGCCUGGACUGCCAGGAUACGCAGGAGUACGAGGAGCUCGUGGGCGGAAAGGCGCCAAAGGACCACCAGGACCGAGAGGUCGUGACGGAGAGAGAGGUGAACAAGGACCGGAUGGGGAUAUCGGUAUGCCGGGACCGCAAGGAUUGCAAGGUCCCCAA